UCGCCGUCGCGCGGCGGGGAGGGGGCGGGCGCUCUGCCCUGCGCGGCGCGGAGCUCUAUGGUGCGGGAGCCGGGUGUCAUGGCGGAGGGGGGCUGAGGGGGCGGCCGUGCCCGACCCCGCCGCGGGGCUGCGGUCUCCAUGAAACUGCGGGACGGUCCCUCCGCCUGCCCGUCCCUCUGGCGCUCCCUGCCCUGCCCGCCGGCCGAGCUGCGCCUGGACCUGGUGCUGUCGUCGGGGCAGACGUUCCGGUGGUGGGAGAGCAGCCCCGGGGCCUGGACGGGUGUGCUGGGGGAGCGCGUCUGGACGCUGAGGCAGGAGCAGGACCGGCUGUGGUACACGGUGUACGGCGAGGAGCAGGACGGGCGUCCGGACGGGGCCGAGACGGACCAGAUCCUGCGCGACUACUUCCAGCUGGAUGUGGGGCUGCCGGCGCUGUACCGUGCCUGGGGGGCGGCCGACCCCCUCUUCCGCAAGGUGGCCAACGACUUCCCAGGCGUGCGGGUGCUGCGGCAGGACCCCGUCGAGUGCCUCCUCUCCUUCAUCUGCACCUCCAACAACCACAUCUCCCGCAUCACUGCCAUGAUCGAGCGCCUCUGCCAAGCCUUCGGCCGCCACCUCUGCUGCCUUGACGCCCGGCCCAUCCAUGCCUUCCCCUCCCUCUCAGCGCUCGCAGGCACUGACACCGAGGCCCGGCUGCGGGCGCUGGGCUUCGGGUACCGGGCCAAGUUUGUCAGCGGGACUGCACGGGCCAUUGUCGAGGGGCUCGGCGCUGAGGGGCUGCGCCGGCUGCGCACUGUGCCAUACGCUGAGGCCAGGAGGGAGCUGUGUGCCCUGCCUGGCGUGGGCACCAAGGUCGCUGACUGCGUCUGCCUGAUGGCCCUGGACAAGGCGGAGGCAGUGCCAGUGGACACCCACGUCUGGCGCAUCGCGCAGCAGCGGUACGGUGCGGUGCUGGGUGGCAGGAGCCUGACCCCCCGGGCCCACCAGGAGAUCGGUGACUUCUUCCGUGGGCUGUGGGGCCCCCGCGCUGGAUGGGCGCAGGCGGUCCUCUUCUGCGCCGACCUCCGCAAGGGCCAGGAGCUGGCUGGCAGCCGGGACCAGGCCAGGAGGAGCCGAGGACGGGACAAUCGCGGACGCUGUCCCCCCUAAGGACACCCCAGAAGGGGCAGAGCCCCCCGGGUCAGCAGCUGAGGUGGGGAUCACUCCACCUGCUCCCAGCCUGGAAUGUGCAGGGGUGCGGGCAGCUGCCUGUUCCCUGCCCACUGUGUUCUUGGGGCGAGCUGCUGCCCAGGGCG
This is a messenger RNA of Chroicocephalus ridibundus (black-headed gull), 1295 nucleotides long. It is a transcript of the gene OGG1, whose product is annotated as 8-oxoguanine DNA glycosylase. The record is from RefSeq and is a predicted model, not a curated record. Gene Ontology annotation, molecular function: 8-oxo-7,8-dihydroguanine DNA N-glycosylase activity; damaged DNA binding. Bases 139 to 1149 code for a protein of 336 amino acids. Gene Ontology annotation, cellular component: nucleus. The transcript is spliced from 7 exons. Lineage: Eukaryota; Metazoa; Chordata; Aves; Charadriiformes; Laridae. Gene Ontology annotation, biological process: base-excision repair, AP site formation; nucleotide-excision repair; base-excision repair.